Molecule: messenger RNA, 831 nt
Organism: Harpegnathos saltator (Jerdon's jumping ant)
Lineage: Eukaryota; Metazoa; Arthropoda; Insecta; Hymenoptera; Formicidae
Exons: 5
Coding region: 14-763 (249 amino acids)
Source: RefSeq, a predicted model, not a curated record
AAAAGACGCUCCUAUGGCUAUGGCUUUACCACCACUGUUUAGCUGCCAUUUUCCGACAUACGUGAAAGACUGUUCUAACAAUCAGGUGGACGUAUUCUGGUAUCACCCUGAAUUUACACAGAGCCGUUACCCACCGGGACAAGGAGUAAGCAAGGCCUGUACACUUAUAUGUUUGCUUGUGGCAGUACGAAUAUCGAGAGAACACUUAUUGAUUGAUAAUGUGGAGAAAUGCCCAAAAUUGAAUAUCAUUGUAGCGGAAGCCAUAAUAGAGGGCAAUGAGAUUCAUGCGUGGCUCAUUAGGAAGAGACUUAUAUCAAAUCCUUAUUUAAACACGGAGGAGGCUUUGAAGUAUGGCGGGGAGAGUUUGGAUACACUUAGAGAAUGGAAAUUCAACAUCUUCUUCGAAGAGAUAGGAACGAGUUUGUGCAAAAAUAUAAAUACAUUUUUGCACGAGUGGUACAAAGCUCCGGAACCGCACACUUUGUUUAUGCUGCUUAUCACGUGUGGACGCACUAUAUUGCUCAUAUUUCAAGAUACAUAUAAAGUCACGCUGUUUGAUUCACACAGUCAUUGUACUGUUAAUAACACAAAUCGCGGCUUAGUCAUUGCUCAGGCAUCCAUUGAUAAGUUAGAGGCAUUGUGCGAUUGGUAUACUCAAGAUGUAUUAAAAAAUUGCUACAAUAUACAAGCUGAUAAGUACGAAUUGGCUUGCUUAUAUUACUGUGGACACUCUUGCAAAUGCCACAGCUAUUACAAAAUAUAACCGCAUGCCUAUGUAUAUAUUUUUCAACUGGCCAUAAGGAUACAAAUAAAACUUAAUUUUUAUGUAGA